This is a messenger RNA of Oryctolagus cuniculus (rabbit), 1299 nucleotides long. It is a transcript of the gene THAP7, whose product is annotated as THAP domain containing 7. The record is from RefSeq and is a predicted model, not a curated record. NCBI's taxonomy places the organism in Eukaryota, Metazoa, Chordata, Mammalia, Lagomorpha, Leporidae. Gene Ontology annotation, cellular component: nucleus. Gene Ontology annotation, biological process: regulation of DNA-templated transcription.
CCGCGCGUCUCGAGAGGCCCCCGCCCGCCUCCCCUCAAGUCCCCGUCUCCGGCGCCGCCAGGAGCUCAGCACGGUUCUGCGGGCCGGGGGCGGGACCCUCGACUCAGUCAGGGGCCUUCCGGGAGGAGGCCGGGGCCCGUGCCGCAGCCGCUCCAUCCGUAACGGGAAUUUCAACGGGAGCCCACAGCACUAGCACGGCGCAGGCGCGACGGCCGCCCACGCCCCGCGGCGCGCCCGCUACGCCCUCUUCCGGCGCCGCCCGCUCCCGAGUGUCUACGGUCUCGACUUCCGCCGCGCGCCACCCCUCGCGAGACUUCGGCGGCGCAGCCAUGGCGAGACCAUGCCGCGUCACUGCUCCGCCGCCGGCUGCUGCACACGGGACACGCGCGAGACGCGCAACCGCGGCAUCUCCUUCCACAGACUCCCCAAGAAGGACAACCCGAGGCGAGGCCUGUGGCUGGCCAACUGCCAGCGGCUGGACCCCAGCGGCCAGGGCCUGUGGGACCCGGCAUCCGAGUACAUCUACUUCUGCUCCAAACACUUCGAAGAGAACUGCUUUGAGCUGGUGGGAAUCAGUGGGUACCACAGGCUGAAGGAGGGCGCGGUCCCCACCAUCUUUGAGUCUUUUUCCAAGCUGCGCCGCAGCGCCAAGAGCAAAGGGCACGGUUACCCGCCCGGCCCCCCGGACAUCGGCAGGCUGCGGCGAUGCCGGAAGCGCUGCGCCGAAGGCCGGGGGCCCACCACCCCGUUCUCGCCACCCCCGCCGGCCGACGUCAGCUGCUUCCCUGCGGAAGAGGCCUCGGCGCCCGCCACGCUGCCAGCCUCGCCCGCUGGGAGGCUGGAGCCCGGCCUGAGCAGCCCCUUCUCAGACCUGCUGGGCCCGCUGGGCGCCCAGGCGGACGAGGCGGGCUGUAGCGCGCAGCCCUCGCCGCUGGAGCCGCGGCCCGUGUCCCCGUCCGCCUACAUGCUGCGCCUGCCGCCCCCUGCCGGCGCCUACAUCCAGAACGAGCACAGCUACCAGGUGGGCAGCGCCCUGCUCUGGAAGCGCCGGGCCGAGGCGGCCUUGGACGCCCUGGACAAGGCCCAGCGGCAGCUGCAAGCCUGCAAGCGGCGGGAGCAGCGGCUGCGGCUGCGGCUGACCAAGCUGCAGCAGGAGCGGGCCCGGGAGAAGCGGGCUCAGGCCGACGCCCGGCAGACGCUGAAGGAGCAUGUGCAGGACUUCGCCAUGCAGCUGGGCAGCAGCAUGGCCUGAGGGGGCUGGGGGCGCGGCCGGACGCCGGAAUAAAGUGGAUUCCAGGA